Trichosurus vulpecula (common brushtail) is the source of this 5010-nucleotide messenger RNA. It is a transcript of the gene SNX29, whose product is annotated as sorting nexin 29. Gene Ontology annotation, molecular function: phosphatidylinositol binding. The transcript has 21 exons. Lineage: Eukaryota; Metazoa; Chordata; Mammalia; Diprotodontia; Phalangeridae. The record is from RefSeq and is a predicted model, not a curated record. Bases 42 to 2498 code for a protein of 818 amino acids.
GGCCGAGCAGCAGAGGCGGCGGUGGAGGCGGCACCGGCAAGAUGAGCGGAUCGCAGAGCAAUGAUACCAAAAGACAGUUUCUACUAGAGCGGCUGCUGGAUGCUGUUAAACAGUGCCAGAUCCGCUUUGGAGGGAGAAAGGAAAUAGCAUCAGAUUCAGAUAGCAGAGUGACUUGUCUGUGUGCCCAGUUUGAAUCUGUGUUACAGCAUGGCUUGAAGAGGAGUCGUGGAUUAGCAUUAACAGCAGCAGCAAUCAAACAGGCAGCAGGAUUCUCUAGCAAGACAGAGACAGAGCCUGUAUUUUGGUACUAUGUGAAGGAAGUCCUGAAUAAGCAUGAACUACAGCGCUUCUACUCUCUGAGAAACAUCAACUCAGAUGUGGGAAGAGGGCGGGCUUGGCUGCGUUGCGCCCUCAACGAACAUUCCUUGGAGCGCUACAUCCACAUGCUGCUGGCUGACAAAAUUAGAUUGAGCAUUUUCUAUGAAGAGUGGGCCUUUGUGAUGGAUGAAGAACGGUCUAGCAUGCUUCCUACCAUGGCAGCUGGUCUGAAUUCUAUACUCUUUGCAAUCAAUAUCGACAACAAGGACCUGAAUGGACAGAGUAAGUACACUCCAACUGUCUCUGACCUCCUAAAGGAAUCUACUCAAAAUGUGACCUCCUUGCUGAAAGAAUCCACCCAGGGUGUGAGCAGCCUUCUUCGAGAGAUCACAGCAUCUACUGCUGUCUCCAUCCUAAUUAAACCAGACCAGGAAUCUGACCCUUUACCAGUUGUAUCCAGGAAUGUCAAUACUGAUGCAAAAUGUAAAAAGGAUAGGAAAAAGAAAAAGAAGGUGACUAAUAUAAUUUCAUUUGAUGAUGAAGAAGAUGAGCAGACCUUGGGGGACGUUUUUAAAAAGACGGGCGGAGCGGGGGAAAGCUCGGAAGAAAACUCGGAUCGAUCAUCAGUUAACAUCACGGCUGCUUUUGAAAGCCCCUUUGGGCCAAACUCUAACGGAAGCCAGAGUAGCAGCUCUUGGAAAGUUGAUUCCGUGUGCUUUAAUGGGGAGUACGGGUACCAGAAGCUGGACGUGAAGAGUAUCGAUGAUGAAGAUAUUGAUGAAAAUGAAGACGAAGUUUAUGGAAAACCACUUGGGCAGAGAAGCAUGGACAGUCACACAGAGGCUUCUGAGAAGCCCCUGGAUGGCAACACCUGCCUUUCACAAAUGCACAGCUGGGCUCCCCUGCAGGUGCUUCAUGGUGAUUCUGAUGUCCUUUUUCCUCUCAGUGGAGUGGGAUCUUAUGCCCCAGCAGAUGCCACCUUAAAUAACCUGGAGAAUGGCAGUGGACCCCAGAGCAGCAUUCUCACUGGCCCUGAACUUCAAUACAGUGUGGAAGCCAGUCCUCCAGUCCAAGGGAGUCCUUUAAACAGCCUCUUGCCUUCCACACCUGUGCCAGAAUCAAUGACAAUUAAUGAACUGCGUCAAGCUAUUGUGGCUAUGAUGAAUAGAAAGGAUGAACUGGAAGAAGAAAACAGAUCAUUGCGGAACCUGCUUGAUGGAGAAAUGGAACAUUCGGCAGUGCUCAGGCAAGAAAUUGACAACUUGAAACGAAAAGUGUCAGAACAGGAGGAGCGCCAUGUAGCAAAGAUCCAGGCAUUGGCAAGAGAAAAUGAAGUGCUGAAAGUACAACUGAAGAAGUACGUAGGAGCUGUCCAGAUGCUGAAAAGAGAAGGACAAACUGCUGAAGUUGUGCCAAACCUUUGGAACAUUGAUGGAGAAGUUACGGUCCCUGAGCAAAAGCCUGUAGAAGUCAGUGAGGAACUAGCAAGCUCCUAUGAAAGAAAGCUCAUAGAGGUGGCAGAAAUGCAUGGAGAACUUAUUGAGUUCAAUGAACGACUACACCGAGCUCUGAUUGCUAAGGAAGCUCUUGUAUCCCAGAUGAGACAAGAACUCAUUGAUCUUCGAGGACCAGUACCUGGAGAUUUGAGUCAAACAUCUGAAGACCAAAGUUUGUCAGAUUUUGAAAUAUCAAACCGAGCUCUGAUAAAUGUCUGGAUUCCCUCUGUUUUUCUUCGGGGGAAGGCUGCUAAUGCAUUCCAUGUAUAUCAGGUCUAUAUCAGGAUAAAGGAUGAUGAAUGGAAUGUAUAUAGAAGAUACGCAGAAUUCAGGAGUUUGCAUCACAAGUUACAGAACAGAUAUCCUCAAGUGAGGGCCUACAGUUUCCCACCUAAAAAGGCCAUUGGAAAUAAGGAUGCAAAGUUUGUAGAGGAGAGACGAAAACAACUACAGAAUUACUUAAGAAAUGUUAUGAACAAAAUAAUCCAGGCUGUCCCAGAAUUUGCAGCCAGUCCCAAAAAAGAGACUCUUAUUCAAUUGAUGCCCUUUUUCAUUGACAUCGCGCCUCCUGGAGAACCAGUAAGCAAAACCAGUCGGACCAGAGUGGCUUCCCGCUUCCCCAAGUUAUCCCGGAACUAUCCAAGAGAGCCCCGCAAUGUGGAACCACAGAGUGGCGACCUCUGAUCUUUUUGCAGUCUCCCAGAUGCCGGUGCUGUGUACUUUUCAAACUGGCCCAGUGCUUCUGACCUGUCUGAGGCAGCUGGCUCCUUAGCCUCAGAGGAAAAAUCAGUCAUGCUACAUUAACCCUGGAAAAAGGACACCUUCCACACCAUGGUUUCUCACUCUGAUUAAACAGGUCACCCAGAAGGCAGCACGUGCUCAUUGUCCUAAAGAAAAAGGCUCCUCACCUGGAGAUGCAGUAGCUUGGUAACUGAUUUCCCCUUGGCUGCUGCCUUUUUGCAUUCAAAUUUUCCCAGCUGUGUCUUAAGGCAGUCUGAGAUUCACUGCCCUUGGCCUCUUGCAAGAGACACCUGAUGCAGCCCGUGGGAGGUGCAAGGAGCACCAGGUCAAGAGACCAGAUGCCUUUGUUUUUGAGGCGCACAACUGAGAUUUUUCAGUUCUUCAGAAAGCUAUGAUUGAAAACAACCUCUGACUUUUUCCUUUGGGGGGAAAUAGGAUGACUGUUAUUUUGUUUUUUCUAUGUAACUGUCUGCUACUACCCAGACUCCUCACUAUCAUUUGGGGGCUCUCUACGUAUGUUAAAAAAAUACAGCAAGCGGUAUAGUACAAGUGACCCAAAUAGCUAUUUCCAGGCAUCUCUUUCCUCAUGAUAUGUUCCCCAUGACUCCUUUGGGGAAGAGCCUAGUAAGUCCGAGAUUUCAUUGCUUUUUAUUUUUAUUUUUAAAGCAACUCCUUUGUUUUUGCCACAGGAGAGGGGACAGCACUAAAUACACAGGUCCUUUCCUAAAUAAGACUGAACAGUUUAAUAAGAAAGUUAAUGCCAAGGUAAUCCAGUCUUGAAUGGAAUUCUGAGCUUUUUGUUAGGUCCCAUGACAGGUUGUCAACUUGGCAGUUACAGAAAUCCCCUACAUUAAAACUGGAGGCUGUUUGGGCAUUCUUUUGUCAUUCAACAUAUAAAAUGGGUUAGAAGUGGCAAAAAAGACCUACUAGUCUUUACCUUUGUAGAAGAAGAAUGUCUUGUGCCUUAGGGUAACUAAGAAGCUGAAAAAAUCAGUUAGGGGUGGAGUUCCUGGACUUGCUUGCUGUGCUGCUCAUCUCACUGGCUAUUUCAGAUGAGUUCUGACCUAAGUAUUUUUGGCCCUCAUUAUUCACCCUUCUCCCCACCCUCCCCCCCAAUCAUGUUUUUCCCCCUCUUUUCUUAAAUGUAGAUAUUUAUGGUAGAUUUUCUGCUGCCAUAUUUUCAUUUGGCGAGCCUCCCUGUUUCCCCAUCAUUGGACCAUUCAGUUUAGAUAUCAUAUCAGAUUUGGGGGUGGGGGUGGGGGGGCAUUAACUCCAAAGUGAUAUCACCUAUCUGGAAUUUGGGAAGAAAGAUAAGAAUUUUAUAUAACCUCAACAGUUAGGAAAAAGGACCAAAAACAAGGAAAUGUAACUCCCAUCAACCAAACAUAACAUUAGUGUCAUGGUGCUCUGUAUUUAAGUGAUUCAGCCUCAUAAUGCCGUGAGUUAAGCUGAUGCCAAAAUACACAAGGAAUAAGUCAGUACAUCCCAACAAAAUCGUGAAAUGAUCCUCCCACUGUCUUCCAUAGCCACUGAGAUCAAUGUUAAGCUAGAAGUUUCAGAAAUUAGAGAUGGCUGAGGAGAACAGAAUGGGCUGGAAAACAGAUUGUAUGAAGAAAGGUGAAUAGAUAGAUAGUGUAAUAAUCAUGUAAAAAUAUGGGGAUGGUAAUUAUUAAAAGACUAGCCCUGCACUCAGUCUGUAGCCAGUUUGAACUGUAGUCAAUCAGUCAAUAAACUUUUAUUAAAUGUCUAGUAUGUGCCAGGAGGCAAGAUUUAGGAGAAACCUCCACCUGCUCAUAGAGGCUCCUUCUUUGUAUCACUACUAGGUAUUUCCCAGGGGGCACAUUGGGUCUCUUUCCUCCGUAACUUUAAAAAAAUAAUCAUUUGGGAUAGUUUUAUUGUUGUCCUGGAUCGAGGCAAUAAGUAACAAUUAUAGGAACCCUCAAUUCAAGUGAUUCAUAUAGGUUUGAAUUAAAGUAUAAAGAAGAAAUUAAAGCUUAGAUUUAAUUAAUAAAUCAAAAAACUAGAACCUGUGAAGAAAAGACAGACUAUAAAGAAGGAGGGGAAUGGGGGCAGGGCAAGGAAAGAGACAGAACCCAAGCUUAUCCUUGAAACGAAAUAUUGUCUCAGUUCCCCACCAUCUUAUCUUCCCUUGCAAUAUCUGUAGCACAUCACACAGCAGGAGAGCCCCAGGGGCCACUUAUCGGAAACACCAGGAGUCUCUGAAUAGCCAAUCAUAGGAAUAUUUGUUCCUAGUACUCUAUGGAAGGUCCCUUUGAACAUCUAGCCUUGAAUAUAUCUAUAAGUUAAAUAAACAGAAAAUUUAAAAGCCAAAAUGACCCUGUACCUCUAAGUCUUGUCUUUGGUUUACUGUAUAUUGGUUAUUUUGAAGUUUUUCUCUGUUAAAAAAUUGAUGGCUGUGUUCAGAAACUCCACUUUUUUUAAUGUUUCAAGUGGU